AGAAGGCAACAAAUUAAUAGGAAGGGGGUCGCAGGUUGAGGCGAUACUGAAAAUAAUGUCAGAGUGGGAGCUCCUGUUGUCACAUAAUCUCUCUUCGCUUCGUGGUGUCGUUUCCCCGCUAACCGGUUCAAGCUGUAUGAAGCUGGUAGGCAGCUAACAGCUGGAUAGACCUCCGAUAUACUUCCCGUCUGUCCCUGAAGGCAGCCGAACGGAGCCGUGAAUGAACCAAGCACCUCAAUGCGUCUCCUGUGGCCGCGAUGGCAGCAACAAAAACGGAGGAUGCUGAAGCUGUUCGGUGCGCUGGUUGUCCUCGGACUGGCUCUGGCGUUCAUCACCUCUUGGGUGCUGGAUAGCUAUGACACGGCGUGGCACCCUAAACGCAGCAUUCGGCACCCGAGUGCCAGUGAUGGAGAUGGACCCAAAGGAAGCGCUCCACCAUUUCCCGGCGACCAGUUGAACAACAUUUUCUGGUUUGUACAGGUGUCGGACAUUCACAUCAGUCGCUUUCACGACCCAAAACGUACUCCGGAUUUCGAGAGGUUCUGCACCCACACCAUCGAUGUGAUCAAACCGGCUCUAGUGCUCGCAACAGGGGACCUGACAGAUGCCAAAACAGAGAGCAAGGUGGGUUCCCUCCAGCACGAGGUGGAAUGGCAGGCCUAUCAUAACGUCCUGAAGAAGUCGCGAGUGAUGGAGCGCACCAAGUGGAUCGAUAUUCGAGGAAAUCAUGAUGCCUUCAACAUUAUGUCUUUGGAUAGUGUCAACAAUUAUUACAGAAAAUACUCAGCCAAUCAGAAAGUAGGCUCUUUUCAUUAUGUUCACACGACCCCGUUUGGUAACUACUCCUUUGUCUGUGUGGACGCCACCCUGACUCCUGGACCCAAACGGCCAUACAAUUUCUUCGGGAUCCUGAAUCAGACUCAGAUGGACUUGCUGAACAAGUUCAGAGCAGAGAGUUUGACGAGCAAUCAAUCCAUCUGGUUUGGACACUACACCACCUCCACCAUCGUCUCGCCGUCUCCCGGGGUCAGAGACACGAUGAGAUCUGCCGUGGCGUAUCUGUGUGGCCACCUGCACACACUCGGCGGCCUGAUGCCGGUCCUCCACAGCCGCCAUCCGCAUGGCACUCUGGAGCUGGAGCUCGGAGACUGGAUGGACAACCGUAGGUUCAGGGUCCUGGCCUUCGACCAUGACCUGCUGAGUUUUUCUGACCUCCAGUUUGAGCAGUGGCCUGCAGUGCUCAUCACAAACCCUAAGGACGCGCAGUACCUCCACCCAGGGCUGGAGCCUCUGGGCCGGAUACGGAGAUCAACGCACAUUAGGAUCCUGGCCUUCUCCGAGGCUCCGAUCGCCACGGUCCACGUCAGCAUAGACGGGGAGCCGCUGGGCACCGGCCGCGCCGCCGGAGGGCCCCUGCAUGUCCUGCUGUGGGAUCCGUCCCGCUACCUCGCUGGCCUGCACACGAUUACAGUUAAAGUGGAGGACUCGGCGGGCCGGUCAGUGGUGCGGGAGCAGCACUUCACGCUGGAGGACACCCUUAGUCCCAGCUUCGGUUUUGCUCAGUCCUUCAUCCUGCUCACGGAUCACUACAUCCUGGGCCGAGCGCUCUUCAUAUUCACGGUGUUUCUGAAUGUCGGCGUGCUCAUCGCCUUCAGGUUCCUCCAUGUUUCUUCCAGCAGAGCAUUUUUUUCUCAAAUCUGUGUGUCCCUCCACCUGAUCAGUAAAAUGGACCUGUUCUACUACUCUCUACUGAUGUUGAACCUGUGCACAGCUUUAGGUCCGUGGUUCAUCGGAGAGCUGAUAGACGGACACGGUGGCGCCUGCUUCGCCUUCGGCGUGUUCAUCGACGGCCAUUUCCUGGAAGGAAGUCUCACUUAUGUUGUUGGAGUCAUUCAACUGCUGUUCUUCAACAUUCCCCUCACCUCUUACCUCUGCUGGAGCCUUCACCACCGUUGCCACGGCAACACCCUGUGGUCCCACCUGGCGCGGCCGGGGCGCCGCGGCUGGACCGUGGCGGUGCACGUCUUCAUGCUGCUGCUGCUCACCUGGCAGGCCCACUCCUGCUACUUCCUCCUGCAGACCUACGGCGUCACGGCCUUCUUCCUGUCUCCCGUCCGCACGUGGGCCCUGGCGCUCAGCCUGGUCCUGGUCUACUGGGCCUGGACGGGCCCCGCCCCUCUGUUUCGCGACAGCGGCAAGAGCAACUCUUCCUCUUGACAGUAAUUUGCACUGUUGCACCCUGAGCCUGACUCACAGAUACAUUUUGCUGUCUCUCCUCACCCUGAAAGCCCGACUUCCCUCCUUCCUCCUCGUCCUCCUCCCCCCGGCGACGGCCGUCUUUUUUCUCUCUCUCUCUCUCUCUACAGAUCAACACCGAACUCUCCUGUUUCUAGAUAGUACCGUUUAUUUAAUAUGCAUGUUCUUGUAAAGCACCGACGAGCACAUUUGUGGCCAUAUUCAUAGCAAUCUGUACAGCGUUUUAAGGGUAAAUGAAUCUCGGAUGCAUAAAGGGCACAUAACACACUGCCUUGCAAAAGCAUUUAUUCAUAUUUUGUCACUUUAAAACCAUGACGUUUAAUAUAUUUAAUUGGGAUUUUAUCGUAUUUGUGUUGAAUCUUGCAAAGUUAAUACUUUGUCUUUUUAGGGAUGCGUCCACAAGCGAGCAGCAGUCAUAUCUAGAGACUGAAAUGUUUCCACUGAGCUAUUCCCCCCUCAAAAUGGCUCACAGUCGGACAGACUGGACGAAAAGCAAUUUUUAAGUCUGACUCCAGAUUUUCAGGUUUGACUUUAGUUCUAGACUUUGACUAGGUCAUUUAAGCAAAACCAUUUCAUUGCAGCUCUGUAUGUCUUCAGGCUGCUGACCUGCUGGAAGGUGAAUCUUUGCUCUAGUUUCAAGUCUUUUCCAGCCUAUGUGAGGUUUUUCACAAUUAUUAUGCUUCUUUUGAGGAAGGGAGUAUUAAAUAUUAACAUUUCUAGAUUUUAUUCGAGAUUCCAUUUUCUAAAUGCUAUCUCAUUUCUUCCAUUUGUCUGUUCUUUCCUUCUUACUUCUUCCUCCCUUUGUUUUCUUUUUCCUUCCUUGGCUGCUUCCUCUGGCUCUUCUCUUCUCUGUGUUCCUCCUUUUUGACUCUUCCUUACAGCUUGCCAGCUGUAUAAAUUCAUGAAAAUUUCUAGGGCUGCACAAUAUCAGGGAAACAUUUAACUGGAAUACUAAUUCUGAAUUACGUUUUUUCUGAAUUUUGCGAUGACUAUAUGAAUCCACAAUUUCCAGACUUUUUUUCCCCCCCUUCAUUGAAAUGUCCCCACUUUUCUGUAUGAGCUCUAGAAUCUCAGGCAGUAAUAAUGUGCGGAUUGAAAAUCUUAUUCAGUCAAAAAAUGAUUACUGUUAUGCAGGGCACUUUAAAUAGAACACUUUACGACAUAUGUCAGUCAAGUGUUCUUACGGUUUGCUAAAUUGCACACUAACGCUGUGAUGACGGUUGCGAAUUGAUUUAUGGUGCAGUUUUAACGAAAGUCUACUCUGGACAUUUUGACAUGAAUAUUUCGAUAGGAGCCCUAGGUUUUCAUUCAAAAUCACCCCCUUCCAUCUUUCCUACCUUUACCGGAGAGAAGCCUCCCCACAGCAUGACGCUGCCAUCACCAUGUUUCACAGUUCCUUAGUCUUCAUUCUGCUAUUUGCUCGCUAACAAAUUUCAACCGAGAUUAAAUGACACCUUCUCAGAUCACAUAAAAUCCCAAUUAAAUACAUUGAGCGUUGUGGUUUUAACCUGAUGAAAUGUGGAGAAGCUUGAAGGGUGUGUUUACUUUUUGCAAGACGGUGCGUCUAGUUUUAUCUAUAAGAGGAAUAUUUCAACUUUUACUGUGGUUGACAGUGUACUGUAUUCUGCUGUGGUUAAAGAUGGCUCAUUUACUUGAGAUUUAGCACUUUUUGGAUUUGUUGCCUUGGCCAAAACGCCACUUCACCACUGCCAAAGGAUGAGUAAGAAAGUUUUUUUUUUUUUUCUUCUUUUCUCCUCCAAACCCUUGGUUUUGUUGGUGGAUGAAGCCUGGAGAUGCCAAACUGCUCCCAAUGUUUUCCUUGGAACACAAAUAAGACAGGAAGUAGAAGUGCAGCACUUUAAAAAAAUAAAAAUUAUAUAUAUAUAUAUAUAUAUAUAUAUUCCACUUCAUAUUCUUCAGUCCACACAGAAAUCCAGAAAAUCAAAUCGGCAUUUGGACUGUGUGAAGUUAAGUUCACAAUUUUAGCUGUAUACCAAGUCAAUUUCAUUGCAGACAACUGCCAGUGAUGUUCACACUUACGUCAGUUUUUUCCGAAACCCUGAACCCGACUUGGAUUUUUGAUUUUACUCGCAGAUAGCUGCCGUUUGUUUCUCAGGAAUGUGAACGCUUCAACAACACGCUGGCUCCAGAAGUGUUUUUGUUUUGUUGUUUCUUUUUUAUACUCCAAAACAGUUCCGUGAACAAAAACCCAACACGAAGCAAUCCAGAUGCGUUUUGGAUUAGCAAAGAAACUUAGAUGAAUGUGUUAAACAUGUGAUGAGAUCAGCCACUAUUUUAUGCUGUUUUUAUUUAUUCAUUUUGAUUGUAUUGUGUGAUUUUUGUUUUGUUUUUUACUUUGAAGAAAUGUGUUUCCUCUUGUAAUUAAUUUACUCUGAAAACUGGGUAUGGGGCAUUUCAGCUCCCUCCGGCCCCCGAACCUCGGGUUUGGCUCGGAAAGCUUUCCUCGCGUGUGAAAACCUCUUUCAUCCAUGUUGUCGAGAAUGUGUGCGAAAGCACAGAAAACCUAUUUGUUGCACUGUCGUUCACACCUCUCUACUUGUAAUUGCUGAUGUAAAAACGGCACAUAGGAACACCUGUUGGUUCAAAUCUCCAUGUAGGGGAAAACAGUCAAAGUUGCAUCCUUGAUCGGAUAAGAAACAUUAAAACACGUUAUUGCUGAAACAGCCGCCAGACACUUAGAAAAUAAUUUAAUGGUGCACCUCUUUCCUCUACAGUGACAUAAAUAUACAUUUAUCUUCUCUUUAUUCAUUUACGGGAGCCGUUGUCUCCCACAGUCCCCUGUAUCGUUCCAUCAUCUGUCCACAUGGUGGCAGUGUUGGACAAAUUUGGUUCACUUCAAACACCUAAUGCAUGAUAUUUUUUCCCUCUCCCCUAAAACAAAAAGUGUCUCGACACCAACAAUAAACGUGAAUGUGCCCGGUUUGGAAUGCACGCCGACCGGACUCGGCGAGGAAACGCCGUCAUGUACUCCACCGCCUCCGCAUCAACGCAAAGGGGGACAUACUGUAACCAACGUGCUGGUGUUUGUGUGACCCCCUACCGCAAUCCCUCCCCUGUGUUGGAGCACUGAUGCUUUGUGUAUGAAUGGAUGGUAAUUUUACACCUGCCACAUAUUUUUCUUGUGACAACUCGAUUUAGAACCACGAUAACUAUAUUUUAUUAUCGGUUUAUAGUGUUGUGGAAUAAAGAAAUGUGCAUUACGGUA
Xiphophorus couchianus (Monterrey platyfish) is the source of this 5482-nucleotide messenger RNA. It is a transcript of the gene tmem62, whose product is annotated as transmembrane protein 62. The record is from RefSeq and is a predicted model, not a curated record. NCBI's taxonomy places the organism in Eukaryota, Metazoa, Chordata, Actinopteri, Cyprinodontiformes, Poeciliidae. The coding region runs from base 238 to 2217 and encodes 659 amino acids. Gene Ontology annotation, molecular function: hydrolase activity. The transcript has 14 exons.